Polypterus senegalus (gray bichir) is the source of this 4655-nucleotide messenger RNA. It is a transcript of the gene tesk1b, whose product is annotated as testis associated actin remodelling kinase 1b. Gene Ontology annotation, biological process: positive regulation of stress fiber assembly; protein phosphorylation; actin cytoskeleton organization. Gene Ontology annotation, cellular component: nucleus; cytoplasm. NCBI's taxonomy places the organism in Eukaryota, Metazoa, Chordata, Cladistia, Polypteriformes, Polypteridae. Gene Ontology annotation, molecular function: ATP binding; protein serine/threonine kinase activity. The record is from RefSeq and is a predicted model, not a curated record.
UUGAGAGGCGGGGCGAAACAACGCAGCAGCCGCACUUCAGGUGAGCGGAUUCGCGAGGCACGGAUGUACACACCCCCAAGCUGCUGUUUAGGAGUGAAAGGGGUCUUGAAUAUUUGUGUCUAUUUUUGCAACAGUGCAUGCAAUUCUGAAGCAAAAUGCUUAUGGUUCCGAUGGAUCACGGAAAUGCGGAGGUUUGCUAGUAACAAAAACCGAGGCGGCAAAGGAAGGUGUAAGGAAGGCAGCGGGAAAAGCUCUAACUGCAGAGCUGACUGGACUCUGUCCUGGAAAAGACGCUCUCUCUGGCCCGAAGCUGCAUAAGCUCAUUGGAAAGCCCUAACGUGAAAAUCGGUGCGACUGGAGGCUGACUGCACGCCAUCCAAAGGCCAGAGGCGCAACGUCGGAAGACCGGGUUGACGCUGACCUGAGGCCGAAGACGUGGUUUGGGAAGGCCAGCUGCACUUUGACCUAUGCCUGACUCGCUCGUGCAUCUCUUGACGACACUCGCUUCUUCGCUGAUGGCUUCCGCUUCGCCUUUCAGGUCAAGAAAUGAAGCCGAGCAGCUGUCCGCGUAAAUGGGGCUUACUAUCAGCCUUCACAGCUGGACUAACCGGAGGAUCAACGGCACAUUAGCGAGGUUUUCUGCAGAUAGGAUGACCCCUCCUUUGUGUGCAGCGGGACCGCCGGCCUGUACCCAGUAGACGUUUCGCUGACAGUGACACUUGUGUUUCUUUAUGAAUGAUCAGGAAUGUGAAAGGCAGCCCUUUUCAGAUAUGGAGCGCGGCAAGCCAGAGCUGGAGACCGUGUCCGGGGUCGGAGAGGUACCCGGACCGGGGCCACACCGCCUCAGGCCCUCCUCGUACCGGGCUCUUCGGAGCGCCGUGUCAACGCUGGCCCGGAUCGACGACUUUUACUGCGAAAAGAUCGGCUCUGGCUUCUUCUCGGAAGUGUUCAAGGUGAGGCACCGAAUUUCAGGACAGGUGAUGGUUCUGAAGAUGAACACUCUUCCAAGUAACCGUGCCAACAUGCUGCGAGAGGUGCAGCUCAUGAAUCGUCUGUCCCAUCCAAAUAUCCUCCGGUUCCUAGGUGUCUGCGUUCAUGAAGGCCAACUCCAUGCCCUUACUGAGUACAUCAAUUGUGGGAACCUGGAGCAACUCCUAGACAGUGAUGUGUACCUCUCAUGGUCUGUCAAAAUGCAGCUCGCUCUAGAUGUGGCAAAGGGUCUAAGAUAUCUUCACUCAAAGGGAAUCUUUCAUCGAGAUCUUACUUCUAAGAAUUGCCUUGUCCGCUGUGAAGAUGGCAAGUUUAGUGCAGUGGUGGGAGACUUUGGAUUAGCAGAGAAGAUUCCCAACUACAGUGAGGAUGGCAUGAAACAGCGGCUAGCAGUUGUGGGCUCCCCUUACUGGAUGGCUCCUGAGGUCCUUAGAGGUGAACUCUACAAUGAAAAGGCCGAUGUUUUUGCAUUUGGUAUCAUCCUAUGUGAAAUUAUUGCUCGGAUACAGGCUGACCCAGACUUCCUACCACGUACAGAGGACUUCGGUUUAGAUGUGGAUGCCUUCCAGCAUAUGGCAGGAGACUGCCCCCGGCCUUUUCUGCAGCUUGCCUUCUCCUGCUGUAAUAUGGUCCCUGAAUUUCGCCCAUCUUUUGUGAAUAUUGUUAAUCAGCUUGAGGUUAUUCUUGAGCAGCAAAGGCUUGAAGGAGAGGGACAACAAAAUGGAGAAUUGUCAAGGUUGAGCAGCAGAGAUGGUGUGCCGAGAGAUGGAAAUUCAGUAAAUGUUUCUGCUGUCCACUGCACCAGCCCAGUACGCCGACACUCUCUCUGUUUGCCAAGGGACCAAAGACUGUCUCGUAGCCAGUCAGACAUGCUUUGUCCACAAUCACCACCCUUCCCCAGCUUAGUUGCAACUCAUACUCGCAUUAACCCUUUCUCCCUGCGAGAGGAUCUCAAUGGUGGGAAAAUCAAAUUGUUCGACACUCCCAGCAAGUCUGUUAUUUCACUCACCUUUGACUUGCCCCCUCCUACAGACUCUUACCAGGUCACUCCUCCUGUAAGUCCAGAUGCUGUCCAUGACAUCAGCCAAGGUUGCCUAAGCCUUGGAAUGAUUCGUCGAUGCAAGUCACUGCCAGUUUCUCCUGAGCUGCUGAAGAAAGGAACUUUUUCGAAAGAAACAGAAAAACAGAGCACUGAUUUUUUACAGUGUUUUGGACCUGAGGUAAGCCAAAAUGUUUUAGAGCAUCUGGCUGAGGUACAAGAAAUGAGUCAGCCAGUCACACCGGAUAUCAAACGAGUAGCCCUAGAAGUAGCCUGUGAGCUCAAUCAGGGAGUCUCGAAAGGUGUUAAAAGUGUUGAUCGGAAAUGGUCCGUGAUCUCAAUUCAGAAUUGUCUCAGGAUGUCAGAUGUACAAACUAAAGGCAGAAGUGAUCAGAGUCCAGGUAUCCCAGAAAAUGAAAGAUCUGUACCACAGAAAAUAGGACAGAGAUUAAUAAGAGAAAUCUCUCAAGAUGCUGAUUUACCACUUCCAGUUGAGCAUAUCCUGAAUAAGGAAAUGUCACAGACUGUUAAUUUGAUUGACAGGGAAACAAGUCCUAACCUGAAUGCAGGCAUGUUGCAUGAUGUUGAUCAAACUCUGGAAUGUGAGAUUAAUAGCUAUGUCAUACAUGAUCUCCAAUGUGUACCCCUGGAGCUCAAAGAUGUACCAAAUCCACAUAUUUCACAGACAUUUAGUCCUACAGAGAUGGAAACAGAAGGUGUAGAAGUUGUAGAUCUGGAAAUUCGACAAGGAUCAGAUCCUCCUGUCUUGCAAGAUGGAGAAUUAGAUAUAGGCUGCUGUGACGAUCUAGAUUUAGGAGACCUUCAAGUUGAGCCAAUGGACUGCUCAAGUAGCCCUGAUACAAUAGAAGGAUCUGAGUUUUUGGAUCGGCCAGUUCAGCCCUUCCUCAGGGACUGCCUCCUCUCCCCGUCACCUCCUCAGGUAAAUGGCUGGCAGGUUACAGUCACCAAUGGCUUCCCAUCUAGAGAAAACAACAAUAGUGUGGUGGUAAGCCGGCCACUAACCUGGGACGAUUGCUCCAGCACUUUCCAGAUGAAUACCUCCACCACAGCAUUGGAGCAGGAUGACGUCAUUACAUGUCCCGGCUGUUGCCUCGCUGGACUAAGUUUCCCUUCUGUUUGUUUGAGACCUAUUCGGCGGAACCCACCGCCCUAUAAGAACUUAAACGGGGAGUCCCGUGGGCUUAUGUGCCGCGCAAAGACUCUGCAUCCAGGACAUGUAGGCAGAAAAGCUGAACCCAGCCUUACAAUCCCAGAAGCUCAGUCCUAAUCCAGCUCAAUAUUAGCAGCACUUUGUUACUGGUGUGCGGUUAUGUAUUAAAUUGUCCUCUCUUUUUGUUUUUCUUUCUGUCCCGCAUAUGAAGUUAAGAGGCAGGCGGCUCCUGCAUAUUCAUUUGAUAACACAGAACUACAAUGUAGUAUUGCAACUACUGAAUGUACAGUAUUGGUGAAACUAGCUGUUUCCCCAAACCUCAGAAUUCCCAGUGUUGAAGCAAAAAGCAGAAAAGCUCCUUGCAGUGUGCACUUUGUGUGAUCUGUUGCAGUAAGUGCGACUUCUAUGUGACACCCAACAGUCUUUGGAACACAGCAACCUAAACCUCCUAAAGUUCAGGUCUGUCUGUUAUGAGAAGUGGAGAAGGAGACUAAGUCAGUUUCUAGCCAUUUUGUGUUUAUAAUAAUUUAAAAAAAAAAAAAAAGUGUUAGUUACCUAGAUAUGUUAGUAUGAUCCACAGCUCUGUUGUAAAUAUGUUCUUAACCAAUGAAAGCGGCUAGAAAAAAGAAAAGCCUAUGCUAAAAGCAAAAAACUUAAAGGUGCAUGCUGUAUCUUUAAUCUGGGCAGUGGGUGUUAGGAAGAGUUAGGAUUGGGGUUGAUUUUCUUUUUUCCCCCAAUUUCUAAGUAGGUGUCUUCUCCUGUGCAGAGGUUUCUUUUGAAGAACAGGGCAAAGGAUACGUUGGCAAAGUAGGAGGGCCUACAAAUCACCCAUGGGUAUUUAGCUUUGUAGCCUAAAAUGGGGCAUAGACCUGAGGUGGACAGCACGUGCUAUUACCACAAUGUUGUUUGCGCUUUGGUGUGGAACACUUUCUAUGUGAGCUACUCUACUGCAGGUGCUACGAUUUGGAACUCUUAACAGUGUGGGUGUGGAGCACCCUGCAGAGUAUUCUGAAUCUUGCACUUUUUGGUGCGAGGGGUGCAGUAUGUUUCAUCCUGUCAAGCACCAGGUGAAAGGGGAGGGAGGGUGCACUCUCUGGGAUUUUUUUCCCUCCACUGAGGGAGAUGUAUAUUAUCUGUAUUUUUUCAUGUAUUGUACAAAUUUAAUCUAAUGAAAAAAAAAAAUGAAAAUGUAAUGUAUAUUUUUGUUACUAGAGUUUCUAUACCCUUGACAUUCUGUGAUGAGACUUUGUUAUUUAUUAUCUCUCAAGCUUUGAUCUGAUGCAUGUUUGCUCGAACACAAUGAUUACACCAAAGGAGGAAGAUGCUGUCCACGUUUCUGUCCCUCUGGUGUUGCCGGCUGAUGUGCAUUUUCAUUUGGUAAACUUUAAUGUUUCAGGUGUUAAGUUUUAUGUACUGUGACAAAGUAAAGCAAAGCCUUGUAUUGCAGUUCAUUUA